AUGACGACGUAUGUGCUUGCUGUGCUUACGAAAGUGAGAAACGAUAACGAGGUUCGGGAGAUACAUACAAUUGAGGAGGUGAAGGUCGUUGAAUUUGAGGGAAACCUGAAGGAUAUGGCCCCUGUUGAUGUUUGGAGGGGCGCGAGCCGAAUCCCAGCAGCAAUAACAUUCACACACAUCUACCUAAUCUUCUACCUCACAUUCCUAGCAGGUAGAACGAUCUACCGAUCCAAACUCGCUCUUACGCCCUCUUCAUCAACUCGACAUCGGCAGCAUCUACGACGCGGUCAUGUGCGUACUUUCUCGAUCUUGGCUGCGGUUAGUUUGCUAGGAGCUUCUUAUUUUGCGGCUAGUGUUGCGGGAUUGUCUUAUCGGGUUUGGGCUGCUGAGAGGGGGAUUGGUUUGCCUGAAUCGAUUUUUGGCGACCAAGGCGCUUUUAGAGGAGGUGAACACCCAGGACGUGUUCAUCUUGUGAGAUGGCUUGAUGAUACGCCUCUCUACCGUGAUGCUUUUGAAAUCGUGACCGAGAAGACCCGUCAUUUCUGGUGGGCGCAGCAAAAUACUCUCGGUCUUGUUUCAUGGAGUUUGUUUCUUGCGGUUGAGGGACAACGACGAAAGAUCUCGAAUCUCUGGGCGUUUUUGGCGUUGAGUCAGUUGGUCAAUCUGAGUUUUGCUCAGAAUUUGUUCUUUGUGGCGGUUUUGCUUACGCCUGUUCCGUUGCCGGAUAAUGUGAAGGAGAUUACGAGGGCGGAUAUGGUGGUUACGUCGAGCAGAUUUUCAAAUAUCAAGGAGAAGUUAGUUCCAACUAAACCAGAAGGCUUCGUACCAAAAACCGGCUUAUACAUCACGCUCCUGACCUUCAACUACCUCUCCAUCUUCCUCCUUCCUUUCGCCUCAAAUACGCCUUCAUUUCCAACAAUCGCCAUACUCUCACGAGCACUCCCAUUCACCUUCCUAGCCCUCCCCUACAUAAUCCCCAAAUCCUUGGGAACUACCAACAAACCCCACGCACACUACGGUACUCUCUUCCGCAUCAUCUCCACCAUCUCCUACCUCCUUCAUGCCAAAUCCACCGCUUUAGGCCUCUUCUAUAACUUCCCAGAAGACCACUCAUACCGUCACGCCAUCCUCCACCCCUUCCAAGACCAUCACCAAUCUACCACCAGCAAGACUUCUACGGCAUUAAGCAGACUCCUUGGAGCAAUCACUGAACAUCCCGCUGUCGGUGCGGUGGGCUGGGAUGUCAUUCUCUCGGGCUUGAGUCUAGGUAUUUGGGCUGCUGUCAGAGGAUUAGAACCCCGCGAAAUGAUCGCUACAAGCGUCCCAUUUGCUGGUACCACUCAGAAAAAUGCAGAACCAACAGAAUCACUUGCUAAAGCAGACCCUCCAUCCCCGGCACUUAAGCGUCGUCCAGGUCGACCUCGUAAAGCGGACACCAUAAACGCCAAGAAAAGCGAUGAAGCGUAUAUACCUACGGGAGAUCAGUAUGUAGAAAGAGGCGAGGAGAUGGAGGAGGAUUGGGAGGUUGCUGCUUUGGCUUGGGGGAGUAUUGCCGCUGGUGGGUUGGGGGUUGGAAGUUCGGCGGUUUUGGGGGCGGAGGUUGGAGGACGGUGA
Molecule: messenger RNA, 1614 nt
Organism: Glarea lozoyensis ATCC 20868
Lineage: Eukaryota; Fungi; Ascomycota; Leotiomycetes; Helotiales; Helotiaceae
Exons: 5
Coding region: 1-1614 (537 amino acids)
Source: RefSeq, a predicted model, not a curated record